Messenger RNA from Lactuca virosa, 1442 nucleotides. Lineage: Eukaryota; Viridiplantae; Streptophyta; Magnoliopsida; Asterales; Asteraceae. The record is from the annotation of a GenBank genome assembly.
CUCAAGUUUUGGGUGUGUACAAUCUUGAAAUUCGCUGUGUUGCUUGUGCAGUUAUACAUAGAGAUACUAACAUCUAUAUCUAUAUAUACACGAUCAUGGUUGAUUGUGAGCUUGGGAUAAUGAAGGUUGACUUUUCAAAGCCAAAAAGAAAGCGUUUUGGAAGAAGCAAUUCACAAGGAGGAGAAAUCCGGAUGCAUGAAGUUGUGGAUUUUAGUGGAAUGUCUCUGGACACUCUUCCUUUAACUACUAAUAUCAAUUUUGGGCUUGUCUAUAAACUGGAUAUUUCCAACAAUAACCUUCAGGUAAUUCCAGAGUCAUUAACAGCAAGGCUACUAAAUAUAGAGGUAUUAGAUGUACAUUCGAAUCAACUUAAAACACUCCCAAAUUCAAUUGGUUGUUUGUCAAAACUCAAGACCCUCAACAUAUCAGGAAACCAACUUCAGUCCCUCCCAAUCACCAUUGAGAAUUGCAGAGCAUUAGAAGAUAUAAAUGCAAAUUUCAACCAAUUGACCAAAUUACCAGACACCAUUGGAUUUGAACUCGUAAACCUAAAGAAGCUAUCAAUUAACUCGAACAAGUUGACCUUCCUUCCAUCAUCAACCUCCCACUUAACCAAUCUCCGCCACCUUGAUGCCCGUCUGAACCACCUUCGCUCCCUCCCUGAUGACCUUGAAAACCUAAUCAACCUUGAGAUUCUCAAUAUCAGUCAAAACUUCCAAUACCUUGACGCUUUACCCUACUCCUUAGGUGUCCUCAUCUCCCUCGUAGAAUUGGACAUCAGUUACAACAAGAUUAGCAUCUUGCCAGACUCCAUGGGUUGCCUGAAAAGUCUCCGGAAGCUCAACGUUGAAGGAAACCCUUUGGUGUGUCCGCCACCGGAGGUGGUGGAGCUAGGGUUAGACAAGAUAAAACAGUACUUGAGCGAGAAGAUGAAUGGAGCCCAUCAGAACUCUUCAAAGAAAAGGUCUUGGUUCGGAAAACUAAAGAAAUAUGGCACGUUUAAUUCCUCUCGUAUGACGCAAGUGGAAAGAGAAGGGUAUUUGAUGCCUGGUUAUCGUACGAUUGAUGGACUUCCUUCACUUAGAAGCAUGGACAUGGGCAUGUUCUCGCCUCUACGAAUUUUCUCGCCAAAAAAUUAUUUUACCAGAUAAUUAAGGUUAUGAGGCCAUCGGUUCUUUUUAGUGCUCAAAUAUCAUUGGAGUAGUACCUUAAAAAUAACUCUUUUUAGUCAGGUGGUUAAACGAUCUUGCAUGUACAUAAAUAAUGUCUUAGAUUCAAUCUCUUGCACUGUUAUUUUAACUAUGGGGAUAUUGUGAGUUAGGUUUCACAUUAUUGUUGUGAUACUGGUUGGUAGAGUUUUUCAAGAGUGGUGUGGAGUUUUUUCUCAUUGAUUUAUCUUUGAAAGUUUUGUAAUUUGAAAUCAUGUAUAUUUAGGUGUGGAG